Molecule: messenger RNA, 1508 nt
Organism: Anguilla anguilla (European eel)
Lineage: Eukaryota; Metazoa; Chordata; Actinopteri; Anguilliformes; Anguillidae
Product: probable G-protein coupled receptor 139
Exons: 2
Coding region: 262-1437 (391 amino acids)
Biological process (GO): G protein-coupled receptor signaling pathway
Cellular component (GO): membrane
Molecular function (GO): G protein-coupled receptor activity
Source: RefSeq, a predicted model, not a curated record
CCAGUCUUGCCACUGCUGUCCCUUCUCUCUCACACUCCUCCUCUCUCUGCAUCUCUUACCAAAUCAUCACUGCUUUUCUUCUUCUCUCUCUCUCUCUCUCUCUCUUUCUCAUUCUCUCUCACACACACACGCACACACACACACACACAUGCCGACUGACUCCCAAGGACAGUGCACCCUCUCUCUCAGCCCCUCUGUCUGGCGCUGAUCUUCGCAGGAGGAGGAAGAGGAGGAAGAGGCAGGACGGGUCCUGGCUCCUGGAUGAUGGAGCACAGCCACAUCUUCUCCCUCCUGCCCUCCAACAGCAGCGCGUGGAGCCCAGGGCAGCUCCCCCCCAGCCCCCUGCGCUGCCCGCUGGGGCCCCUGCCCGUUAUCUACUACAGCACCCUGCUCUGCCUCGGCCUGCCCGCGAACAUCCUGACGGUGGUGGUCCUGUCCCAGCUGGUCCUGCGGCGGCAGAAGUCCUCCUACAGCUACCUCCUGGCCCUGGCGGCGGCCGACAUCCUGGUGCUCCUCCUCAUCGUGUUCGUGGACUUCCUGCUGGAGGACUUCAUCCUGGGGGCCCCGCUGCCCCCCUCCCUGGGGAAGGCGGUGCUGGCGCUGGAGUUCUGCUCGCUGCACACCUCCGUCUGGAUCACCGUGCCGCUGACCGUGGACCGCUACGUGGCCGUCUGCCACCCGCUGCACUACCACGUGCUGUCCUACCCCGCCCGCGCGCGCCGCGUCAUCCUGGCCGUCUACCUGGGGGGCCUGCUCUCCGGCGCCCCCUACUACUGGUGGCCGGACCUGUGGCGGGGGGCGCCGGGCGGGGGGUUCGGGCCGGGCCAGCAGGCGCUGGUUUGGGCGCACUGCGUGGCCGUGUACCUGGUGCCCUGCGCCGUCUUCCUGGCCCUCAACUCCGCCAUCGUCCGGCAGCUCCACAGCCGCCGCGCCACCCUCCGCCUGCGCGGCCGCUACUCCACCGGCAAGACCACCGCCAUCCUGCUGGCCGUCACCUCCGUCUUCGCCGCGCUCUGGGCGCCCCGCGUCAUCGUCAUCCUCUACCGCCUGUACGCCGCCGGCCCCGCCCCCGACCCCGCCCGCCCCCCGCUCCACCUGCUGGCCGACCUGGCCAACAUGCUGGCGCUGCUCAACACCGCCGUCAACUUCUUCCUGUACUGCUUCAUCAGCCGGCGCUUCCGCGGCAUGGCCGCCGCCGCCAUCGCCGCCUCCCUCUGCUGCCGGAAGAGGCUGCCGCCGCCGGCCUUCUGCGCGGGACACAGCCUGUCCGUCACCAGCAGCUCCCGGAUCUCCCCCGCCGGCUCCCGCUGCAUCAAGAUGCUGGUGUACCAGUGCGACCGGAGCUCGGCCCUGUCUCUCUCUCCCCCCCAGCCCCAAAGCCUGUCCCCCUCCCCCUGCCAUUACCGCCCCCACCAGCCACUUCCUGGGGGCAGCUGACCGACUCUGUUGGGACAGACCUACGGGGCGUCGGGCUGUCAGGAAGAAAGUGAUUGGACGGCGAUGCCCCC